CUCCCGGCCUGCGCGUCGGCAGGCGUGGCUGCACGUCCGGGUGGCGCUGGCCCAGCAAUAUAGCUGCUGGGCCGAGGCGCUGGUGCGUGGGGGCCAGCGCGCGGCGUGCGGGCGGGGGCGGCGGCCUGGAGAUCCGAGCAGCAGGCGACCGGGCGGCCCAGAGAGAGGCGAGCAACAUGAGCAGCAAAUGCGAUGUGGUCGUGGUGGGGGGCGGCAUCUCAGGUAUGGCAGCAGCCAAACUUCUGCAUGAUUCUGGCCUGAAUGUGGUUGUUCUGGAAGCCCGAGACCGUGUGGGUGGCCGGACUUACACCAUUAGGAACCAAAAAGUUAAAUAUGUGGACCUUGGAGGAUCCUAUGUUGGGCCAACCCAGAAUCGUAUUUUAAGAUUAGCCAAGGAACUAGGAUUGGAGACCUACAAAGUGAAUGAAGUUGAGCGUCUGAUCCACCAUGUAAAGGGCAAGUCAUACCCUUUCAGGGGCCCAUUCCCAGCAGUGUGGAAUCCAAUCACUUACCUGGAUCAUAACAACCUUUGGAGAAUAAUGGAUGAAAUGGGGCAAGAGAUUCCCAGUGAUGCCCCUUGGAAGGCACCCCUUGCUGAAGAGUGGGACCACAUGACAAUGAAGGAACUGCUGGACAAGAUCUGCUGGACUGAAUCUGCGAAGAAGCUUGCCACUCUCUUUGUGAAUCUGUGUGUCACUGCAGAGACCCAUGAGGUCUCUGCUCUCUGGUUCCUGUGGUAUGUGAAGCAGUGUGGGGGCACGACCAGAAUCAUGUCAACAACCAAUGGAGGGCAGGAGAGGAAGUUUGUGGGUGGAUCUGGCCAAGUGAGUGAGCGAAUAAUGGACCUCCUGGGGGAGCGAGUGAAGCUUGAGAGGCCUGUGAUCCGCAUUGACCAGACUGGCGAAAAUGUCCUCGUGGAGACCCUAAACCAUGAGAUAUAUGAGGCUAAAUAUGUCAUUAGUGCUAUUCCUCCUAUUCUGGGCAUGAAAAUUCACUACAAUCCUCCUCUGCCGAUGAUGAGAAAUCAGCUGAUCACUCGUGUGCCUUUGGGUUCAGUCAUCAAGUGCAUGGUUUACUAUAAGGAGCCCUUCUGGAGGAAGAAAGAUUAUUGUGGAACCAUGAUCAUUGAAGGAGAAGAAGCUCCAAUUGCUUACACACUGGAUGAUACCAAACCUGAUGGCAACUAUGCAGCUAUCAUGGGAUUUAUCCUUGCCCACAAAGCCAGAAAACUGGCACGCCUUACCAAAGAAGAAAGGCUGAAGAAACUGUGUGAGCUCUAUGCAAAAGUGCUGGGCUCCCAAGAAGCUCUGCAGCCAGUGCAUUAUGAAGAGAAGAACUGGUGUGAGGAGCAGUACUCUGGGGGCUGCUACACGACCUACUUCCCACCGGGCAUCAUGACUCAAUACGGAAGGGUUCUACGCCAGGCAGUUGGCAGGAUUUACUUUGCAGGCACCGAGACUGCCACACACUGGAGCGGCUACAUGGAGGGGGCUGUGGAGGCUGGAGAGAGAGCUGCCCGAGAGAUCCUGCAUGCCAUUGGGAAGAUUCCAGAGGAUGAAAUCUGGCAGUCAGAACCAGAAUCUGUGGAUGUUCCUGCUCGGCCCAUCACAACCACCUUCCUGGAGAGGAACUUGCCCUCUGUGCCUGGUCUGCUGAGACUGAUUGGAUUGACCACCAUGUUUUCGGCUGUGGCUCUUGGCUUCCUGGCCUACAAAAGGGGGUUACUUGUACGGGUCUGAAGAGAGGGCGUCUGGAGCCACACCCUCUUCUUAAUUCUAUUUAGGUUGUAGGUUUGAGGAAGGGGCUGCAAUGAAGUUCCACAAAGAUAUAAAGAAUAUAGAGCAUGGUUAGGAGCAUAAAGAUAAAUCAGACUGUGACCACAGGCAACAUAGUAUCUCUAUCUCAUUUUGGCCCCUAGUUAGUGUUCCUUACUUGGCUUGGCAUGCUGUCUCAUCCAUUGUCAAGAUUACUGCCCUUGGAAUCUUUAGAAUAGUUAAAUAGCCUUGUUUAAUGUCCUGGCUGUUCCACCACACGCCUUGCCCAUGUACAAGUUUUUUCUCACCUUUGUGGCUUUGUGCUUAACCUUUAUUCCUGUGAUGCCCUUAUUUUCCCAAGCUCUCUACAUCUGUCUUCAGAAUCCUAUACUGUUAUAGCUGGAGGAUCUUAGAGACCAUCUAAUCCUCACUUUCUAUUUUAGAGUCUAACAAAUUGGAGCUGACAGAGGUGGAACUUAACUACCCAGUAAGCCGCUGGUUUUUGGGGGCCUACAACACCGGUGCAGCACUUUUCCCACCUCCCAGGAUGUAUUCCCUAACUGCUCUCUCCGACUCCCUGCUAUCAUCGCAAAUGGUGGGCUCUUGCCUGGGUUUCCUCUGAACUAAAUGGUCUUGUGCUGCUUAAAUGCUACUCAGUAUAUAUAUAUAUAUAUAUCCUUUAAGUCUUACUGUCUUUUGCAAUGUGCCUCCAGGUGCGUUUAGUUGCUUUAAGAGUAGGAAUCUUGUCUUGUCUUCCUUUUUUAUCCUCCAUUAUGUCUUGACACAAAGGUCAAUGCACAUUUGGGUAAUUAAAAAUAAAAUUGAUUGACCAGA
Lepus europaeus (European hare) is the source of this 2588-nucleotide messenger RNA. RefSeq names its product monoamine oxidase B (gene MAOB). Bases 177 to 1739 code for a protein of 520 amino acids. NCBI's taxonomy places the organism in Eukaryota, Metazoa, Chordata, Mammalia, Lagomorpha, Leporidae. Gene Ontology annotation, molecular function: oxidoreductase activity. The record is from RefSeq and is a predicted model, not a curated record. The transcript is spliced from 15 exons.